Molecule: messenger RNA, 981 nt
Organism: Penicillium bovifimosum
Lineage: Eukaryota; Fungi; Ascomycota; Eurotiomycetes; Eurotiales; Aspergillaceae
Product: putative esterase
Exons: 4
Coding region: 1-981 (326 amino acids)
Molecular function (GO): phosphatidylcholine lysophospholipase A1 activity
Source: RefSeq, a predicted model, not a curated record
AUGAGGCAGUCGACGCCCAUUUACUGGGUUGUCCAGGCUUGUCUACUAUGGCUGGCAAUUGUGAGGGCGUCAGCAAUUGUGCCGACUAAGAAUUUGAUUUCGGCUCCAGCUUCAGAUUCUGGCGAUGACGUCUCGACACUUCGAUCGCGCGACACGAAGCCGUUCCUUCUGCGGAUUCUGCCGUUUGGUGCUUCCAUUACCAUGGGGUAUAAAUCUCCAGAUGGAAAUGGAUAUCGCGAAUGGCUUCGACAGCAGCUGCGCUAUGCUGGGUGGGAGGUUGAUAUGGUGGGAACCCUGCAGAGUGGCACGAUGCAUGACAAUGAUCAUGAAGGCCGUAUCGGCAUGAGGAUCGAUCAAUUAUCAAAAAUUGCUAAAAACAUCAUUCCACUACAGCCUAAUCUAAUCCUCCUCAACGCAGGCACAAAUGACGCCCUCCAAGAGUAUAAAGUCGAAACAGCUAGCGAGCGGAUGGACUCUCUCCUAACACAGCUAUUUGACGGCAUUCCCGGCACGACCAUCAUUCUAUCCACUCUCAUCUUCAACGGAAUCCACCCCCAGGAGGUCGCAGAUAUCAGCGGGCAAUACGUAGAGCUCGCAGGCAAGCGACGAGCGCAAAAUGACAGCCUCGUCCUAGCUGAUAUGAGCACGUUCAUCAAAUGGAAUGAACUCGUUGACAAUAUCCAUCCCACAGCGGAGGGAUAUGAGCGCAUGGCGUCUGUGUGGUGGGCAGCUAUCCAGGAAGCCGAGAAGGAAGGCUUGCUUAAGGCGCCCAAAUCGACAUCUACAAAUAGUGGUACUAUCAGCAAGGCCUACGAGAAGGAACUUGAUGACAGCAUUAGUAACCCGAGUCUGCCCGCAUACACUGCCUCUCCGCAGCCCACGGUGGUUGAAAGAGAAAGUGGAUCGUCUAGGUCCCGGUGGCAGCUUUGGGCUGUUAGUUUCCAGAUGAUCGCUAUGUGUGUUGCUUUCUCUGGGUUAUGA